AUGUUGUCAGUAUUAGAUCCGGGUUCAUAUCCUCUCCAAGUUCAAGUGACAGACGGUACAUACAAAGUUAAGACUGAAGUGACUGUUCGUGUGAAAGAAAUAUCACCAGAUGUUGUUAACAACAGUGUAACUGUACGAAUAACUGGCAAGACACUCGGUAGUUUUGUGUCUACAUCGCUUUCUGCUAUGAUAAACACAUUGGCAAAAAUUAAAUCUUGUUCUGUGGAAAAUGUGUAUCUAUGGAGUAUACAAACAGCGCCGAAAAAUAUGCUGGACAUCGUGUUUGCGGUAAAGAAAAAAGGAAAAGAGGUAAGACGUUUAUGUACUACUAUAGUAGGAUGCGCUAGUGAUAGCAGGCAAAUCAAAUUUGAUCACAUCGACAAUAUUAUCUGUUCGUAGUUUUUCAAUCGAGAAAGACAAUACAGGUAUCAAUCAGGAUUUUUGGCAUCACUCUCGAUUGAACUGAUGAUGAAGGAUAUUUGGCAGAUGGAAUUUCGAGCGUAAAAUUUAUACUUUUAGAGCUAUCUGGGAGCAGCUGGGCCAAUAGUUGUCUUUUCGCACCUGCUCCUGGUUAGGUCUAUAAAUCAAUGUAUAAAAUUUACACUCGACAUUUUCAUCUGCCAAAUCCUUCAACAUUGUUUAGAUCGAGUGAGAUGCCCAAACCCAUAAACCUUACCACGCCGCCACCUUAGUAUAUAUACAUUAAUUAGUGGUUAGAGUUCGACAACUGGACUCUGUACUGUAACUCAGUUGGUUAGAGUGCUGACUGCACCAGAAUCGUAGGGCCGCAGAUUCAAUUGCUGCCAGAAGGCCUAUAUACAUAGUUGCAUUUUUCGCAGCUGCUACUGGUUAGGUCUAAAUAAGAGUAUAAAAUUUACACUCGAAUUUUCCUGGUAUCAUGCUAUACACAAUUAUUUAAUUUGUUGAUUCGAAUGUUGUUAAAAAUAAUUGAUGGGAAAUCGAUCGGGAGUAGAUCUAACAAAGAAACAUCAUCCUUGUAAUGGGUCAUCUCUCUUACACGGUAGUGUAAAAAAAGACGAACAUGGACGGUCAAGACGAAUUACGUACGUUCUGAGUAGACGAACUGUACAAGUAGUUGGUGUUGACGGAUUGUUCGUGUGUUUCCUGCAGUAAAGACGAAUUACGUAUAUCAGAUCCGAGAUCUAAGUGUCUCUUCUUUGCCCAACGUUGCCCCAGCAGGUCUUCCGUCUUGAGAUAAAUCGGUCAAGGGAAGGCUUUUCGUAUUGAAAGUUUUAAUUAAACAAAUUGUCAACUUGAUUAUAUGUUUACGAAACUCAAUGCUGGAACUGAAUCUAUUAUUGUAUUAAGAUUAACUUUCUGGGAGAUCAUUAUGACGUUUCUCAUUAUUCAUCUUUUAUUUUCAGGAGUUUUUCAGUCCAAACAACAUCCGCGAGACGUUGGAAGAUCAACUUCCAACGUUCCAAAGAUUGUCCAAGGUCGUCGUGUCAUCCGUUGGACUCUUUCCUUGUGACAAACGCACCUGUCCUGCCGGAAAAGAGUGCCAAAACGUAAUUAGCUUGCUGAAUGAGUGGAGCAGUUUAACAGGUGACAUGACGAUCUUUUUGUCCUACAAGAAAAUGCAGACCAGCAAGUGUAUUUGUCCUGAGGGAAUUUCAGGUGCGUGGUCAAACACUUGUUUUGUAAUGUUGAGCCUUAUAUUUACCGUUGUGGUAUAUCAGUGUACUACAGUACUACUACUUCUGCACUUCCACGUGUGGAACCAAACAAAAGUCUUAUGGAAACCCACGUAUAGACCCAUUGCACUGACGUCACACAUCCUUAGAGUGUCCUCCAGAUGCUCCCUAACAAUAUCUUUUCGGGUACAACAACCACAUACAGCGCAAAAAUUGACCAUUUUAAUACAAAAUUAUAAUAAAGUUUCACAAAAUUUGCUUUGUUUACAAAAGUUAUAUUAUGCAUAGAUUGCUAAUUUGUCCUCUCAUUGACUCCCAGUCUCCCAUGCACUCUCGUCAACCUUUGUAACUAACUUGAACUGUCUGUGCCAGUGUGGUAGUGCCAAACGUAUUAAGAGGAGAAUUUUUUCUAUGUCGCGUCUUUUCGAUGAAAAGCGCUCAAAACCUACGCAAUGCAAAAAAUGACGUUGUCGCGUACGCGUCAGCUGUAUAUGGCGUUUACAAAAUAGCAAAAAAGUUAAAACUUUUGAGAAAAUCAGCUGAAAAGCCGUUCAAAUCUGCUAUAUUUUCAGGUAAGUGCUUAACUACUCUAGAAAUAUAAAGAAUAUAUCGUUUUGUCUUUCGUAAAAUUGGUGUAAUUGGUAAUAAAUAUUGUUCUGAUUUUUUGUAACUUCCGGUGUUAUGAAAACAAGAAAGCCAUUCAAAGUCAGUCAAAAUAUGUCGUAAUUUUAUGCAAUUUAAAGAGAUGUAAAACUAGUCUUUUCUAAAACGAAGAUCUAAAAAUGAUGCGAAAAAUAUUACUCUCCGGUGUUUCUUGUUGCUAUCUUGGCCAGACUCUUUCGAUUCGCAGCUUUCAUAUAUUUAUUUUAGCUGUAGCGCGUUUCGUCCUAAACUCUAAAGGCUAAAAACCUGACAUCGACGAGGUUUUAGAUCUGCUUUCGUCUUCAUACAAUUUUAACUCAAGGACAUUUGUAAAAGCAAAUUCGUGCAGCCAAUAAAGCAAUAGUAAACUAUAUAAUCAACAUAUAUAAACAAUGUUUGAACAUUUAGACUAUACAUGUAAAUAUGUUAUUACUUUCCCUUCAAUUCAGAUACGUAAUUUAGCAAGAAUGACUACUAGGCCUACAGAUGUGAACGAGAAGGUAUAUUUAUCUAUGAGCAACUUUUAUUUUGCUGUUUAAGUUGGUGAAAAUCUCGCUGGUCAUGCAACAUUUAUAUAUUUCCGAACUAAACUGCACAUUUUUUCACAAAUUAUUACUCUUAUCUUGACUUGCAGAGCAUUCAAACUCUGAGAGCACUCUACGGCAAAAAUAAGCCCUCAUCGAAAAAGAUUCAAGCAACUGAAAUGUUUAUGAAAGGGGAGAAUUCUUUUCUGGUAAUUGCGAGAGUCCUGAACGUUGCUACUGCCACAGCAGAAGUAUAUGCAAUCGACGGAUAUUGUUCUGGUGCCCCAUUAUCUUACCAAGACCUGGCAUCACAAUUUAAUUUAAAUAAUGAAGAAGCAGAUAUUAUUGCUGCUGAGACAACGUUAGCUUAA
Molecule: messenger RNA, 3192 nt
Organism: Paramuricea clavata
Lineage: Eukaryota; Metazoa; Cnidaria; Anthozoa; Malacalcyonacea; Plexauridae
Source: the annotation of a GenBank genome assembly